AUGAGCGCAGCCUUGCAGAUGACAGCGUUCGGUCUUGCUCUUCUCUCAACCCUCUUCCUGCUCCUUGCCACAUGCACCGACUGCUGGAUGGUGAAUGCUGACGACAGCUUGGAGAUAAGUCACAAAUGCAGGGGACUUUGGAGGGAGUGUGUCACCAACAUGCAGGACGGGGUCAGGACCUGUGACCAGUAUGACUCCAUUUUGGCCGACCAUCCAGUGAAGAUCGUGGUGACACGGACCCUGCUGAUCACAGCGGACCUCCUGGCUGGCCUGGCUUUGGCUAUGUUGCUGCUUGGACUCGACUGCAUCAAAUUCCUCAAGGAAGAUCCUCGUAUCAAACUGAAGAUGUGCUACGGGGCUGGUGUCAUUCUUGGCGUUGGGAGUAUCCUGGGCCUUGUGGGCUCCGUGUGGUACGCAGUGGAUGUCUACGUGGAGAGGGCCAUGCUGGUGUCGCAAAAUAUAUUCCUGGGAGUUCACUACGACUUUGGGUGGUCGUGCUGGCUGGGGAUGGCUGGCUCGACAGGCUGCUUCAUGGCAUCUGUCCUGCUGACCUGCUGCCUCUACACCUGCGUGGAUCCCAGCAGCCACUGUCAAACCCAGAGGCUUCCCCAGCCCUGGGGCCGGACGGCCACCAGCAAGAUGUACGCCAUAGACUCCUGCGUGUGA
Molecule: messenger RNA, 666 nt
Organism: Leptosomus discolor (cuckoo roller)
Lineage: Eukaryota; Metazoa; Chordata; Aves; Leptosomiformes; Leptosomidae
Product: claudin-16
Cellular component (GO): bicellular tight junction; membrane
Molecular function (GO): structural molecule activity
Source: RefSeq, a predicted model, not a curated record